GAGAGAGCUUUCACGAGCGACAGCCUGUCCAUCCGCGCAUCCACCGUUGUCCUCCCUCUUCCACCACCACCACCUCGUCCCGCUCCGCCCCGCCCCCUUCGACGCUUCCCCGGCGAUGGCCUCUCGAAGAUUAGCAUUGAGUCUCCAGACGGGACUGCGUGCUCAGCGCGCCAUCAAUGCCGUCAGACCCAGCAUCACCCGCAGAGCCCUCGCGACUCCUGUGAGCCAUGGAGCCACCACCGAAUCCACCACGCUGAGCAACGGCUUCACGAUCGCUACGGAAUACUCUCCUUAUGCCCAGACUUCUACCGUUGGCGUCUGGAUUGAUGCGGGUUCGCGCGCAGAAACAGACAAGACCAAUGGUACCGCACACUUCCUCGAGCAUCUUGCCUUCAAGGGCACCCAAAAGCGCAGCCAGUCGCAAUUGGAGCUCGAGAUUGAGAACAUGGGUGGCCACCUCAAUGCCUACACCUCCCGAGAGAACACCGUCUACUACGCCAAGUCCUUCAACAGCGAUGUGCCCGCCUCUGUGGACAUCCUCGCCGAUAUCCUGCAGAACAGCAAGCUCGAACCAUCCGCCAUUGAGCGCGAGAGAGACGUCAUCCUCCGCGAGCAGGAAGAGGUGGACAAGCAGCUGGAGGAGGUCGUGUUUGAUCACUUGCAUGCAACUGCUUUCCAAGAGCAGCCUCUCGGCCGCACAAUCUUGGGCCCCAGAGAGAACAUUCUCAGCAUCCAGCGCAGCGAUCUUGAGAACUACAUCAAGACCAACUACACCGCGGACCGCAUGGUUCUGGUGGGCUCCGGUGGAGUGCCACACGACCAGAUGGUCCAGCUCGCCGAGAAGUACUUCUCCAAGGUCCCAGCAUACAACCCCAACGCACAAAACAACGCCUUCGACCGUGCACUCGGAGCGAAGCCGGAUUUUGUUGGAUCGGAGGUCCGGAUAAGAGACGACACCAUGCCGACCGCUAACAUCGCCAUUGCAGUCGAGGGUGUCAGCUGGAAGGAUGACGACUACUUUACCGCACUCGUCACUCAGGCCAUUGUAGGGAACUGGGACCGCAGCAUGGGUAACUCCCCAUACCUAGGAUCCAAGCUCUCCACAUUUGUUCACGACCACAAGCUUGCCAACUCUUUCAUGUCCUUUUCGACUUCCUACUCAGACACUGGUCUGUGGGGAAUCUAUCUUGUCACUGAUGCCGUCACCCGCAUCGAUGAUCUCGUCCACUUCACUCUCCGCGAAUGGUCCCGCCUAUCCUUCAACGUGACCGAAGCCGAGACGGAGCGUGCCAAGCAGCAACUGAAGGCUUCCAUCCUCCUCUCUCUGGAUGGCACGACCGCAGUCGCAGAAGACAUUGGACGACAAAUCAUCACAACCGGUCGCCGACUUGCACCGGAAGAGGUGGAGCGAGUAGUGGGCGCCAUUACCGCCAAGGAUGUCAUGAGAUUCGCCCAGGAGAAGUUGUGGGACCGUGAUAUUGCGGUUUCGGCUGUCGGCCAGAUCGAGGGUCUUCUUGACUACAGCAGAAUCCGCGGCGAUAUGAGCCGAAAUAUGUCAUAGAGAAGAGAAAGAAGAAGCAGCGGUAGUCGAAGGUAGGGGCUGAAGCAAAUAAGAGAAAUCACAGUGUAAUCUUAUAGAAAAGACCUCCGCCCUCCCCGCCGACCGAGUCUGUAGUUUUGUCUGUUGAUCCUCGGGGGCGACUGAUGAGAUGUAGAUUCCUUGUGCGAAGUGUAGAUAUAUACCUAUGUUACUCUUGAGCU
Sphaerulina musiva SO2202 is the source of this 1761-nucleotide messenger RNA. Its product is annotated as mitochondrial-processing peptidase subunit beta. The transcript has 2 exons. The record is from RefSeq and is a predicted model, not a curated record. Gene Ontology annotation, molecular function: metal ion binding; metalloendopeptidase activity. Lineage: Eukaryota; Fungi; Ascomycota; Dothideomycetes; Mycosphaerellales; Mycosphaerellaceae. Gene Ontology annotation, cellular component: mitochondrion. Bases 116 to 1561 code for a protein of 481 amino acids.